This is a messenger RNA of Glarea lozoyensis ATCC 20868, 1539 nucleotides long. RefSeq lists its product as uncharacterized. The transcript has a single exon. The record is from RefSeq and is a predicted model, not a curated record. NCBI's taxonomy places the organism in Eukaryota, Fungi, Ascomycota, Leotiomycetes, Helotiales, Helotiaceae. Bases 1 to 1539 code for a protein of 512 amino acids.
AUGCAACCUCCCACUGAACCCGAUAAUCGUCAACGGGAGCUCCUUGAUCGGUCUGCAAAUCUCAUUGAGCGACGAUAUAGUGAACCCAAUCGCGAAAUUAAAGUUACGAGUGAGCAAGUAUGGCGCGGAAUGCUAGGAUUGGCUUUCGCACAGCGCCAGGGCUUCGGGUUACGUAGAGUAAGGUGGAAUGCAGAUACUUUUGCGGUCCACUACAUUGAUUAUGAAAGGUACCGCGAGAAUCUUGAAUUCGAUCGGGUUCCAUUGUCUUCGGUUGAUUAUUUUGUUGCUCAUGGACUUGGAUUAUUUGGCGGCAGUGUUGUUUCAUUCCAACAACUCUUCCCGAGCGUCCAUUGGGGUUGGAUGGAAGAUCCCGCACUCGCCUUACUCAUUUCUAAGUUGAGGGCUAAGGCGAGAACUGCAGAUCAAAUUGCUGAAGAAAAUAAUAUUCUGGUCAACCAACUCGAAAAACAAUCUACAGCUGCGAGGGAAUCUAUAGCAGAAUUAAACACACGAUUGAAAGAGGCCGAGCAAAAGGGAAACGCUGAAGAUGUGCCGCGAGAUACCACAGGACUCGAAUACGUACAAGUACACGCCGAUCUUGCUAGAAAGAAGGAACGCAUUUCACAACUUAAAGAAGAUCUCAGGGUAUUUCGUGACAAGCUGUUGAUUAGAGAAGCAUCUCUGGAAAGGAACAAAGAGCGGUUGAAACUUGCCCAAGAAGCCCUUCAAAAAAGAAACUCGGAUGUCGAUUCAACUUCGGCGGAGAGAGCACUGCAGCAGAAAGUGGAUGAGGCAGAACAAGGCCGGAAAAAAUAUAUAGAUGAAAUCGAAUAUCGUAAGGAGCGAUAUCGCCAGGUCGAAAUCCGUCUUUCAACAGAGGAGGUCGCCAGAAAGAACGCAGAUGACAAAGCUGCUAGACUUCUCAACGAGCUUUCAGUCUCCAAAGACAGUAUCGCAGCAGCAGAGCAAAAGAACGCCACGGUAUCUAAGCUGUUAUCCUCAUGCCGAGAAAAACUGAAAAGAGCGGAAAAUGGCAAAAGAUCUGCAGAAGAACAGGCAUCCCGCCUCAGCGACAAGCUUUCUCAAUCCGAAGAGGAAGAACUAAGAUUGACGAGUGUCAAAACUGCCGCUGAAGCCAAGAUUAUUGAACUUAGAAACGAAUUAUCAGCAGCUGAAAAGAGAGUGUCGAAAGGUCCGACGCCGCAAACGAAGAAGAAGAUCACCGCUCUCGAAGAGUUGGUAAAAGAUACCGACCUCACAAUCGCCGAACUGACAGGUGCAUUGUAUGCCUCGCUCUCACAUCUUCCGAGGAAAAAUUUCAAGGUCCAGAUCGAAACGCUACGGAAUCAUACCUUGUGCAGAUAUGAGAGCUCGAGAAACAAAAGCGAAGACGCAGUUGUUAGACACGAAAGGUUCAACAAAAGCAUCAAGAUUGCUGAAGACAUUAGUGCUUAUUUGACGCUCAUUGGAGAGAAUGGUGAUAUUGAAGGAGAGGACUGGUCGAUUUCGGCAGGUAACAAGAGGAAAAGGGUUGAUUGA